Heteronotia binoei (common prickly gecko) is the source of this 1850-nucleotide messenger RNA. It is a transcript of the gene SLC2A4RG, whose product is annotated as SLC2A4 regulator. The record is from RefSeq and is a predicted model, not a curated record. Gene Ontology annotation, cellular component: nucleus. NCBI's taxonomy places the organism in Eukaryota, Metazoa, Chordata, Lepidosauria, Squamata, Gekkonidae. Gene Ontology annotation, molecular function: RNA polymerase II cis-regulatory region sequence-specific DNA binding; DNA-binding transcription factor activity. Gene Ontology annotation, biological process: regulation of transcription by RNA polymerase II.
CGAUGGAUCCCAAGCCGCGGCUGUUCAAACGGGCCGCCUCCCCCGGCGCCAGGAUCUGCUCCCCGCCGCCCGGCUUGACGUCCGCCGGCCCUUGCUGUUGCCCCGACGGCAGCCCCCCGGCCGCCGGCUGGCCCUGCGGGCUCGUCGGCCCUUGCAAGCCGCCGCCGCCGCCCCCUUCCGCCGGCAACGCCGUUUACACGGUGCUAGUGGGAGACGCGUCGCUCCGGAGGAGAAGCCGGCGUCGGAGCUGCGAAGACGGCGAGGCUAAGAGCCUCUCCGGCCGAGGACGGCUGCAGGUUUUGCAGAAGAACCCCGCUCACUGCAACGGAAAGGUGCUUCCGGGAGGAGUGGAAGCCGCCAAUGGCCGAUCGAGGCACCUUUCGGACCCCUUGGUGCUAAAAGAGCCGGAGGGAGAGGCAGCGGUGCUGUGGCUCCUCGACCAGACACCUCUGCACCAUUCAGACCACAUCCCGGUGCCCAGCCAAAGGAAGCUCUCAGGGAAGGCGGGGAUUGACGAGGUGAUGGCCGCGGCUGUCCUCACCAGCUUGUCCACCAGUCCUGUGGUGCUAAACAACCCGACCAGCGGCUUUGGUGCAGAGACCAGCUGUGACCCUUGGAAGGAAGCCCCCGCCAUGUCCUCGAGCUGCAGCAGCAGCAGCAACAACAGCGGGGACUGGAGCUGGGACCCGCCGAGCGACCUUUCCACCCCCUCCACACCCUCGCCGCCUCUGUCCACCGACAUUGCCACGAGCUUCCUGUCGUCUCUCCAGUCGGACAUCGAGGAGCCUGAAACGCCUCACUUCCUGUUCGGGGAUCCCAUCCCUCGGAAGAGGAAGAACUCAACCAAGGUGAUGUUCAAGUGCCUGUGGAAGAACUGCGGGAAGGUGUUGAGCAGUUCCUCGGGGAUGCAAAAGCACAUCAGGACCAUUCACCUGGGGCGGAAAGCUGACCUGGACCAGAGCGACGGGGAGGAAGACUUCUACUACACCGAGCUGGACGUCAACGUGGACUCCCUCACGGAUGGCCUGUCGAGCUUGACGCCCGUUUCCCCCACCUCCUCGGCGCCCCCCGCUUUCCCCAUCCUCGAAGAGGCACCGCAGCCCCCAGCAAUUGCACUGAAGCAGGAGGUUUCCCUGGUGUCUCCCCUGAGCCCGUCGGCAGCUACGACCAUCCUGAGCCAAUCAGCACCCACCAGCCUGUGCCAUAUCCAGACAGACCACGCCUACCAGGCUGCUGGUCCCACUGGCCUCCUGGCCGACCUGAAAGCUCCACCCCAGGGAAUGGAAAUCAGCAUAUCGUGGCAGCAGCCCGCUCUGUUCCCGCCCCCGUUGCCACCCGUUCUUUUUAAAAGCCCUUCGGGCUGCCUGACACCCAUCCGGCCAGCUGAUGUCGGAGAGAGGCGCCCGCAGCCGUCUCCUGUGCCAAUUGCCAAAGGACACCCCGUCGUGCCCCCUUCCAUGCCAAAGCCUGCAGCUGGUACCAGGCGACCGCGUGGCGAAGCCAAGAAGUGUCGCAAGGUGUACGGGAUGGAGAACCGGAGCAUGUGGUGCACCGCCUGCCGCUGGAAGAAGGCCUGCCAGCGUUUCGUCGACUGAGUGGGGGCCCCACCUCCUCGGGAUGCCGGCCGCCUGCCCGCUGCGCUUGGUCCCGGUGGAGCGUUUUACUUUUAUUGCACUUGGGUGCCUUCGAGCCUGACCUCCCCGUCCAUCCACCCGACCCCGACCCCCCCUCUGCAGCAACUCCCCCACCCAAGGUGGGGGGGCUCACCUCUGUGCCUUGGCUCAGGAAAAAAAAAAGGAGCGUUGAUACGGACCGGACUGUGGUGGUACCACUAUUUGGACGUGAGGAAG